Caenorhabditis auriculariae is the source of this 508-nucleotide messenger RNA. NCBI's taxonomy places the organism in Eukaryota, Metazoa, Nematoda, Chromadorea, Rhabditida, Rhabditidae. The record is from the annotation of a GenBank genome assembly.
AUGGCAAACGUGGCAAUCGAUUCGGGCGAUUUAUUGCUUGAGAGCAUGACAACUUCGAUCAAAACUUUAGAAGAUCAGAUUAAAAGCACGAAAACGGCUCAACUAGCUUUGAAUCAAAACGCGGAGCUUUUAGCCGAGGUUCGUGGCUUUUUUAGCUAAUUUUUUUUCAUCUGAUUUGUUAUUUUUUCUUUGGAAUAGUUAGAAGUAAGCGAAGUUCAAUAGUUUUUAAAGUUAAUGAGUGAAAAAAAUUGAAAAACUCCUGAAAUAAAAUAAAUUUUUUUUAAAGAUUUGCAUAGUUAACAAUAUUCGAUUAUUUCACUUCAUAAAAUUAUCUCUUUUUUCAUUUUCGGUAAAUAAUAAUGAUAUUUCAAGGUUAAACUAGUUUAUAAAUAAUUUCAUGAAAAAAAUUUCUUUGCAGUUUAUGCGAGAAUUAAACGAGCAUGAAGCGCCGCUGACUCUUUAUUCACAUGCAUUAAAAACUACAGGAUUCGCAAAUCCGAAUGAAUAA